This is a messenger RNA of Solanum stenotomum, 435 nucleotides long. RefSeq lists its product as uncharacterized. Bases 1 to 435 code for a protein of 144 amino acids. NCBI's taxonomy places the organism in Eukaryota, Viridiplantae, Streptophyta, Magnoliopsida, Solanales, Solanaceae. The record is from RefSeq and is a predicted model, not a curated record. The transcript has 2 exons.
AUGGCUCAUUGUGAGGAUUUUUAUGGGAGAAGAUGUAGAUUUCCUAUUAGUUGGUUUGAAGUUGCUGAAGCUGAGCUGAUAGGCCUAGAUCUGGUUCAUCAAGCCACGGAGAAGGGGAAUAUUAUUUCGGAAAGAGCUACUGUUAGAGUUAGCAGCAAUCCAUCUGGUGUUUCACAUUUCUAUGUUGAAGAAAUGUAUGGACGAUCCUUGAAUAUAGGUAUUAAGGACAAUCUAUCUUAUGAGGAGGUGCCUGCUCAGAUUCUUGAUCGUCAGUUUUGCAAGCUGAGAACCAAGGUGGCUGGAUCAGUCAAGGUCUUAUGGAGGAAUCAAUUUGUAGAAGAAGCGACUUGGGAGGCUGAUGAGGAUAUGAAGAAGAGAUACCUGCAUCUCUUCCCUUGCGGAGAAACUCCAAAUCAAUAUACUAAUCCUUUGUAA